AUGAGCUCGCCGCCGUAUCAAAGCCAAACCUCUCCUCCUGCGCACUCUCCUCCCUAUCCAUCGCACUCCCAGCUCCCAACCCUCAACACCCUCGCAAAUGGCGCCGGAUCAUCGAAGAAGCGCUCGGCUGGUGAUGGCGGCCCUUCUCCCUCCAUGAAGCGCAGGAAGCCCUCCACAAUGUCCGUCACUUCAGUUGGCUCCGCCCAUCCGCUCCGACAAACGUCCUUUCCGCCAGACGAGUCUCCUUUCGCGGCCCGAUCACCGAGUGUGGGGUUCGACAAUGACAACGUCAGUAUGGUUUCCGGCUCCGCUGUCUCGGUUAGUGCGCCCGCGAAGAAGAAGCGCGGUCGUAAAAGCAAAGCCGAUAAGGCUCGCGAGGCUGCCGAGAAGGAGGGAACACCUAGCGCGGUCGGAGGCAGGGCCAUGACGGCGGCCAGUGGCAGGAGUGGCGCGGGCAGAGGCGCAGCGAGCGCUGUGGGGGAUGACGGCGCAGAUGACGAGGAGGAGGAUGACAAGGAUAUCAAGACCAAGAUGGGAGUGGCACAGUUCGAGAGGAGCAGGGAGGAGCGAGAGGAGGAGAAAAAGCUGCGAUUCAUGCUCGUCCAGCAGAUGGAUAGGGACCAGACUGAGAGGUACGAGAUGUGGCACGCCGCGAAGUUGACCGAAAGCGUCGUCAAGAGGAUCGUCAAUGCUGCUGUCUCGCAAUCUGUGCCCGCCAAUGUCACAAAAGCCAUGCAGUCGGUCGCCAAGGUCUUCGUCGGCGACAUCAUCGAGGAGUCACGAAGGGUGCAGUCAGAGUGGGUAGACAAGUCGGGCGAGACACAAGCCGAGGAGGGCGUGUCAUUUCCUCCAUGGCCCUACGAGGAAGAGGAGCACUGGGAUGAGCCUGAGGACGGCCGGCCGAGAGCGACACACCCCAAGGUCAAACCCAAGGAGCCGCCCAAGGGUGCUCUACGUCCAGAUCACGUGCGCGAGGCAUGGAGACGGUACAAGCAAGGAGCCGAGGGCGGUAAUGUUGGUGCGCUGGGUUUGUGGCACCUGCAACAGAGCAGUGGUGUCGAGAGGUUUGGUGUGAAGUCCCGUGGCCGUCGCUUGUUCAAGUAA
Molecule: messenger RNA, 1104 nt
Organism: Diaporthe citri
Lineage: Eukaryota; Fungi; Ascomycota; Sordariomycetes; Diaporthales; Diaporthaceae
Exons: 2
Coding region: 1-1104 (367 amino acids)
Biological process (GO): transcription initiation at RNA polymerase II promoter; RNA polymerase II preinitiation complex assembly
Cellular component (GO): transcription factor TFIID complex; nucleus
Molecular function (GO): transcription coactivator activity; protein heterodimerization activity
Source: RefSeq, a predicted model, not a curated record